Gasterosteus aculeatus aculeatus (three-spined stickleback) is the source of this 992-nucleotide messenger RNA. NCBI's taxonomy places the organism in Eukaryota, Metazoa, Chordata, Actinopteri, Perciformes, Gasterosteidae. The record is from RefSeq and is a predicted model, not a curated record.
GAAGAGACACGAGCCAACCGUCGACGCCAACUGUCGUAAAACCAGAAGCAAAAACGCGUUGCUUUACGGCGAUGUGUCAUUUAAAAAAAAAAUACACAUGGCAUCCUCACUGAUUUGCAGCGAAACUCAGAGCAGGGUGAGCUCGGUGCUCAACAGAGACGUGAAGCAGUACGGGAAGAAGUUCAUGUUCGACUGCAACGAAGAGACGUGCUGGAACUCCGACCAGGGUGAAAGCCAGUGGGUGUCUCUGGAGUUCCCCCGACCGGUCAAGGUGUCUGAGAUAAAGGUCCAGUUCCAGGGAGGCUUCUCAGCAAAAACGUGCAGACUAGACGGUUGCCCAAAAGACGGAGCCUUUGCAGAGAUCAGCCAUUUUUAUCCUGAGGACAACAACUCUCUCCAGAGCUUUCCCAUAAAGGAGGCCCCCGCAGUGGACAAAGUAAAAAUAAAGUUUGAGAAUAGUGGCGACUUUUUUGGAAGGGUUAUUGUUUAUUCCUUGGACGUCCUGGGAGAAAAAACCUCAUGACCAUUUUCUUUUUCCUUUUCUCGUGAGAGAGAGGAAGUGAGUCUUGCGUGAAGUACGGGAUGCUCCGCGGUGUGGUGGCACUUGUGGGGGGGGAAACUUGUCGUCUGCGCCGCCACCUACAGCAACUGAUGUGAACGUGGCCUUUUUUGGUAUGGUCGCUCUCGUGGAAUCCGUCACAACAUCUCAACCCUCAGUGCUCCAACGCGGAUGUUGUGAGUGAAUAACAGAACGAGAAAUCAUUCUCCCCGUGCGCAGAUGGUGCCUGUUGAGUUAAAGUGCGAUUCCAGAGGAACACGGAGUAUAAAAAUACAUUUUUUUUAUUCAAACUUAACAGUGUUACAGUGAAAGUGUCUUUCAGCCAAAUAAAAACUGCUGCACUGUGUUGUAUUUUGGUCCUUAAAAUGCUUCAGUACAUUGUAAUACAAAGAAUGGAAAGACCACAAAUGGAAUAAACAAUUUUUAAAAAUAA